Molecule: messenger RNA, 1142 nt
Organism: Anoplopoma fimbria (sablefish)
Lineage: Eukaryota; Metazoa; Chordata; Actinopteri; Perciformes; Anoplopomatidae
Gene: rsph3
Product: radial spoke head 3
Exons: 8
Coding region: 102-1091 (329 amino acids)
Cellular component (GO): cilium
Source: RefSeq, a predicted model, not a curated record
CCGUGUUGGUGGCGUUGCUAGCCUGUUGGCUUCCAAACAUUGACGUUAACUUGCUAAUUAUAACAACACACGUUACGCUACCUGGUAGUUUCUGGUAGAAAAUGGCUUUUGUUUCACACAGCCAGAGAGAUCCAAACGGGAAUUACAUCUUCUCAAGUCGCCCCCGACCCGUAGAGAACCGAUCCAAAUACAGAGAGCCUCCGUCUGAACAGACACACAGUACUUAUGGAAACAUUAUGUAUGACCGUCGUGUUGUCAGAGGAAACACUUAUGCCCAACACAUCAUACCAACUACGGCUCAGCCAGACCCUGUUGAAGUACAAAGACAACAGGAGAUCAGGAGGAGAGCCGCUGCUCGUAAACAAGCCAGGGAACAGUUAAGAACCAGGACGCCGGAGGCCCUGCAGGGCAGAAAACACAUCGAUAUACAAACAGAGCAUUAUCUCGAAGAAUUGAGUGACGUUAUAGUGGCUAAAGAUAUCGAGUGCCAGACUGAUGCUUUCCUGGACAAACCAGCAACCCCACUCUUCAUACCUGCCAAAUCUGGGAAAGAUGUUGAAACCCAGAUAGAGGAGGGAGAGUUGUUUGAUUUCGACAGGGAGGUGCAACCAGUGUUGGAGGUCCUGGUCGGUAAGACAAUAGAACAGUCUCUAUUGGAGGUGAUGGAGGAUGAGGAGCUGGCCUGUCUGAGGGCCCAGCAGAGGGCCUUCGAAGAGCUCCGUAAUAAUGAGCUGGCAGAGGUGAUGAGGCUUCAGGAGCAGGAGAGACGCCACAGUGAGGAGAAAGAGCGUAGAAUUGCCCAGCAGAAGGAGGUGCUGAAGAAAGAAAAAGAGAUUGCAGAGAAGAUUGCUUCCCGGGCGUACACACAGCAGUACUUGUCUGACCUCCUACCUGCAGUCUUUACCUCACUGAGAAGCCACGGCUACUUUUACGACCCUGUGGAGAAAGAUAUUGAGACUAAUUUCAUCCCAUGGCUGAUGGCUGAAGUUAACAACAGUUUGGAGAAGAGAAACACAGCAAGACAUCUGCUGGACAAUAUCAUCCAUGAGGCCGUCCAGAAGAGAAUGGAGAUGUUCAAAGAGACACAGUAAUAAUGAUGCACUAAGCGAGGUCAAGGGCACGAAUGCAUUCUCAAAAAUAAA